This is a messenger RNA of Corticium candelabrum, 2052 nucleotides long. RefSeq names its product GRAM domain-containing protein 4-like. The transcript is spliced from 17 exons. Gene Ontology annotation, biological process: apoptotic process; negative regulation of toll-like receptor 9 signaling pathway. Lineage: Eukaryota; Metazoa; Porifera; Homoscleromorpha; Homosclerophorida; Plakinidae. The coding region runs from base 1 to 1812 and encodes 603 amino acids. The record is from RefSeq and is a predicted model, not a curated record.
AUGUUGCGAAAGAGGUUGAAUUUGAAAGAGAAGCUUGGCUCGAUAGUGAAGAGAGGCGAAUCGCAUGGAACAGACAACGAUUGCUAUGACAUAACAGAUGUAGAAAGUGCAGAGGAAUUGAAAUUGAAAUGUGAGGCGAAUGCUAAGGAAAAUGAGGCUAGUCCGUGGUCGUAUGAAGAAAGGAAGGCAUUCGAAGAGCAGUUAGAACAGUUAGGAGACCAGCUAGGAGACUCCUUGAUAAAGAAUGCAGAACUGGAAGAAGAGUUGAAGUCACUGCAGAGUCGAGACCUUGUGAAGCAAUAUAAAGAAGAGAAAAAAUCAAACAAACUUUUACAAAAACGAGUAAGUGAGUUGGAGAGGAUGCUUGCAACAAUGCGAGAGCAGACAGUUGAUCGAGAUCCUCUAGACAGCUGGGAGACCGUUGAUAGAGAUGAUUUUAUGAACGAAGAAGUUAGUCAAAUAGAGGCUAGACUACAACGGGCUGAAGAUUUAGGUUCCUCUGACGGUUCUGAGGAACAAGUGAUGGAACCAUCUCAGUCUCAAAGUGAGACAGAGACUGCACUGGGUUGGAGGGGCAGAGUGACGAGCUGGAUUUUAGACAAAAUGAUUGAUUUUACUGAUGAACAACCUGAACCAGACUCUCUGGUUAUGUCAAAUUUUCCACUAACAUACAAAAGGCUGAAGAAGAGUCUGAAACGAUUUGGAAAACACUUGAAAUUGUUGUUGAGAAGUGCCACUUGGCUUAAAUCCGUCAUCUCAUGGAACAACCCUUUUCUAACAUUUACUGUUUUUGUGGUGUACAUGUAUGCAGCUUGGCUUGACCUUUUGAUUCCUCUACUACUUCUGUUGUGUAUUGGAAAGCUUAUAGUAAACUACUUCUAUGCCACCGGGAUUGCAUCUCAGUUUGGUUUUACGAUGGAUCAACCUAUUGAAGAGACGAUCACAGAAAACAAAAUGCAUUUGAUUCUGGAUGUUGCUCGACAUGUGCAGAAUAAACUGGCAUUUGCUUCUGAUAAUGCAGAGAAAAUAAAGAAUUUGUUUCUUUGGCAUGAACCAAAAGCUACGAAAAAGCUGAUGAUGAUCUUGAUGUGGGCGUUUCUUCUUACAACAUUUCUUCCCGGUCGUUUGGUGUUUAAAUGCAUUGUUAUGGCUGUUGGUGUGAAGAUAUUUAUCGUUCGUCCCAUUUAUAUUGCCUUUCCGAGGGUGGAAAAGCGGUAUGGAUCUAUUUCAAGGUUAUACAAAGGUCUUCCUACUGACGAGCAACUAAAGAAUUACUACGAGCUGUCCGAGACAGAAAGGGAUAUAAGACGUCGACGUGUAGUUGUCGCUACUCCUGAACAUGCCAGACGCGAGUCAGCACAACCGACUCUUACUCCUGCAGACUACGAGUUUUGUCAGCGAUUUGUGAUUGAUCCUCCUGAAGCACGAAUAAAGCCUCUCGAUGAUGGUGUUGCCUGCCAGCUUAUCGAUCGAAGUCUGUCGGUGUUGCACAUGCUCAAGUCUGGAAAAUUGUACCUUACGACUAGCUUUCUGGUGUUUGAGAGAUUGUUUAGAAAGAAUAAAGGCAGUCUCCGGCAAGAUGAUUAUAUUCUUAUCCCUUUACAGGAUGUCGUCUCAGUCAGAAAGUUUAAACCAUUCGGGUUUCUACCUGGCAAAGGACUUUCUAUUGAAAUUACUGUUACUGAACAAGAGAAGCCUUAUGUGUUUGGUGCUCUACUGUCACGUGACGAGGUGUAUAGGACAAUCCUUGAAACAGGCGCCUCUGCUGGACUAAGGUGGAACAACAUGGAAGAGGAUCAGUCAGGAAAUUGAUUAUUCGUGGUCGUACUGGUAGGAAUUGUAGUUGUUCUUUUCACUUGAUUGUGAGAAUGAGAGAGAUAGAAUUCAUUAUGGGUUUUAGCGUUUUUGACAUGAUUAGCCUAGUAUUAAGGUUUUGCAAGAAAAUUUGCUUUGAUGGGUGUAUAAGCACAUAAAUGUAUGUAAUAGAUACGCGUACUGAUAUAUAGAAGUUGUACUUGUACAGUACUGUAGAUGCACCAUUAUUCAAUUUUU